GACCGACGUCGCCAGGGACCAGCACAGGCUGGUACUGGCAGGAUUGCCCCUGGUCUGAGGAGUGGGGGCAAAGCAGUUGGCAACCAGGGUCUGGCGGCUACUGCGGGUCCGUUAGGUACGAGGGCAGCGGGCCCUCUGGACAGGAGCGCGGCGACGACAAGUUCGUGCCCGAAUGGGACGGGAAAGCCGUGCCUCUAAGGACGUACGAGCGGCGCGUGAAGAUCUUCGAGCUGAACACGGCCAUCCUGCCCGAGCGUCGGGGCGGGCGGCUUCUCUCGAGGCUCAAAGGUGACGCUGAAGCCAAAACAGAGAACCUCGACCCUGAGACCCUCGCUAGGCCGGACGGCGUCCGGGUGCUGUUGCGCUAUCUCCAUGAGAAGUACGACCAACAGGAGACGCUGAAGGUCGGCACGCUCGUAGAUGAGUUCGUGGAGAAGGUCAGCCGGAACGCUGGCGAGGAGAUCAUGGACUUCGAGACGCGGUACGAGGCCAAGGUGCGCGAACUCGAGGAGGCGAUGGAGGAGCCGCUCAACAAGCACUUGAAAGCCCACUACUUCCUGAAGAAACUGCGCGUGGGCGGCGACAAGGAGAGCCAGAUCAUCACUGGUGCUGGCAACGAGCUGGUCUACGAGAAACUUCGCGACUCGGCUAAAGCUUGCAUUCCUCGGGUGUCUAUGCUGAGGAAUCGGGCGGCGGCGCCGUUCAACGGAGCCAACCGCGAGUACCUGAACAGGAAUCGCCGGAGGCUCGGUAAACCCUUAGGCAGGGGCGGCGCCCGAAAGGUCCACGCUACCGAAAACGCCGAAGCCGAGGCUGAACGCGAAGGCGCCGAGGCCGAGGGCCCCAGCACGUCCGCCGAGGAGGACGACGACGACGAGGAGCCGGACUCGGAGGUCGACGCUGGCGUGGACCCGAAUAUCGCGGAGAACGAGUUGGUCCCUGAGGAGCUCCAGGCGUACCUCACGGAAAACGAGGUGCUCAUGACGCAGGCUAAGAAGGCGCGCGCCGAGGCUGAGAAGGCGCGCGACUUCUACCGUGGACCUGGCGGCAGGGCCAGCGGAGGCCGAGGCGCCGAUUCCGAGCGCAUCCGGAAGCUCAAGCUGACGCUCCCGUGUAAGCGAUGUGGCAGGCUGGGCCACUGGAAGGACGACCCUGAGUGCCCUCGGGCCCCGGGGAAGGCUAGCACGGCUGGUAAGGCGGCCGGUGCGGAAGGCAAGGGCACGUGGGUCGUGGCCCGCGCUGAAGAGCCCGCGGAGCGGGAGAAAGAACCGGCGGAGCCGGCGCACCUGGAUGGAGACUGCCCGGGCGAAGUCGACAAUGGCGUGAAGAUAACACGCUUCAGGAGCGAGGAGGAAGAGGAGGCCUUUCCCCUAUGUCUCUCCCCUCCUUCUUCCAACCUCCAAGCCGCCGCGGGACAUCCGAUGUCCGUACUAGUCGCAGAAACGGGCGACGCUGUGUGGCUGAUCGUUGUGGACACGGCGUGUGCUAAGUCCGUGGCGGGGCUCCGGUGGUACCGGCGCUUGGCCAUCUACGUUAGGAAGAACUGGGGCAUCGAGCUCGAGACAGUCACCGAGCGCGAACCUUACCGGUUCGGACCGGGGAAGACGAUCUACAGCUCCCAAGCGUUGCUGUUGCCCAUGGAAUGGGACGGCAAGGGGGCCGUGAUUAGGAUCAGCUUGGUGGAAGAGGACGUUCCGCCAUUGAUCUCGGGCGGAGCCCUGAAGGCCCUGGAGGCCCAUAUCCACAUGAAGGAGGCCGAGAUCACACUCGGUGCCCUCAGCAAGGCCAGGCACAAGCUCAGGGAGCUGCCGUCGGGGCACCUGGCCAUGGCUGCUGUCAGUUACGGACCUGGGGGGCCAGGAGCGGGCGCACAGGAAGCCGUGAGCCGCUGCCGGGCCGGGGCUGAGAUCGCGCUGUAUGGGCGCGUCCGCGGAUCCCCAUACGAGGCCGUGCGCCGUGCGCUUUACACGGACCCGUACAGCGAGCACGAGCAAGCGCCAUCUUCGGUGGCCCUGGGACGCGCGCGCGGGCAGAUGCCGCCAUGGCGCCCGACUGUCGUGCAGUGUCGCAGCGGAGCUGCGAGGGCGAGUGUGGCAACUCGGUUGGUAUUCAUGGCAUGGAGGGCCUGGUAUCAGGAGUUGUUGGUGGAUUACCUGGAGCGGGAGGUCCUCACCCUUCGCCAGAGGGAGGACACCCCUCGAAGCAUCUGGGAGAUGCGGAAGGCAGAGCUGGUGACGCUGGCCAUGCAGCGACUCGGCUGGCAGAGGGCCCGCGCGGAGGCAGAGACCGUUGGUCAGUUGAGGCUCGUGCUUCGAGAAAAGAAGGACGAGAUCCAAGCGUCGGAAGUGGAGAAAGACGACCCUCGAACAACCUUACCGACGGGCCUCACCAAUAUGAAGUUGGCGCAGCUGCAGGAGGAGGCCGCGGUGCGGCAGAUACCGCUGACACGGUCGAACGGCGCCGACAAAAGACGGGAAGAGCUCAUCCGAGACGUCAGGCUGUUCGUGAGCGAAGCCGUCGAGCGGUUCAGCGGCCGCGCGGGGGACGCGCCCGGUGCUGGCAGCCAUGCGAGCACGCAGGCUGCCGGCGGCGGGAAGCAAGGGCGCGGCAGCGCCCGAAACCGACGUUUGAAGGGCCCCACGGCGACGGCAGUGCGCAAGGCAUGCCUGGGCAUCGCCUCGGCAUGGUUGCUUGGGGUAGCCACCCUCGGGACCUGGCUCGAGGAAACUGGCGGCGGGCAGUGGGCCCGUCACCGUUGGGGUACGGACCGCGUGGACGUGGUCGAGUUCUUCGGAGGCGGCAGUGACGUCAGUCGCAUCGGAUCCAAGAAUGGUUGGUGGUGUCUCCGUCCUUGGGACGCGAAAUGCGGAGCCGACCUCGCACAGGAGUCCGAGCAGGCGGAGGCCUUGGGAAUGUUGAGCGAUGUGCGACCGAGGUUGGCUGUGGUGGAGCUCCCUGGCUCCUCAGUCGGCGGCGCCCAACGCGGUACUCACCAGAGCAAUGCCGAUCAGCAGCGACAACGAGCCGAGCGACGACGGCAGCGGUCGCUGAUGGAGUUUACCCGGAAGGUGUUCGAGGUGCAGGCGGAAAAUGGCGGUUGCGCCCUGGUGAGGAAUGAGUCAGCCAUCCACGCGGUGGAGGCCCUCCCUUCGGUUGAGGUAGUCAAGGGCGGCCUGUGUGUGAGAGUCACGGGUCAGCCAGCGUGGUGGGCAACGAACUGCCCUGAGAUCGCAGCGGUGCUGCGGCGAGAGUGUUCCGUGGUGCACGAGCGUCGCUCGGGGGUCAACGACAAGGCCACAUCAAGCACUGGGCGACACUCUUUAGCGCUCGGUGUGCUUCGAGGGCUCAAGCGCCAUCUGACGCGCGUGGAGCCUGAGAGGAUCGGGUGGCGCGGACGGCUCCCGGGAACGCGGCCUUCAGGUCAGGGUCGCAGCGUGCACGAGGGGCGCGCGACGAAACUCGAACCAGGACCAGCAUCUUACCCCACAGGGCUCGGAGAGACCGACAGCGGGAAUGCGAUCCCUCAGGGGAUUACGUUUAAGUUUCCAGACACUCCGAUGGGCAAGUCGCUGGCCCAGCGGAUGACGCCGGAGCUACGUCGGAACCUGCGUCGACUCCACCUCAACACGGGGCACGCGAGCCCCGAAGAUUUGGCUAGGUUAGUCGCCAAGGCCGGCGGCUCCGAGGUGGCGGUCGCGGCGGUCGCGGGAGCCAAAGCACUCCGGUGCUCCAGCUGUGCGGAACGCCCGCGAGCGAGGCCCCCGCGGCCCGCGCGACUUCGAGAGGACGACUUGUCCUUCAACGAGGUCGUGCAAGCAGACCUGUUCAAGAUUCCCGACCAGUGCGGAACAGGUUGGUGGUUCCUGUUGGUGCAGGACGUGGCGACGGGGUACUGCACGAUCGGGCUGAUCAAUGCGCACAGCAGCGAAGAACUGUGGGGGCAGUACGAGCGUUUGUGGCUCUGCUGGGCGGGGCCACCAGAUCAGUUCGUGACAGACAACGAGCGGGGGCUCGUCAGUGGAAGCUUCGUGGACGCCCUCUCGAGGAGCGGCACCGCGUACGACCCUACCGCGGCGUACGCGCCCUGGCAGAAAGGCAAGGUCGAGCGGAAGAUCCAGGAGGCAAAGAACGUGAUGAAGAAAAGCAUCCGGCACGGAGCGUAUUCUGGGAUCGAUGAGAUGCAAGCUCUCGCGUGGGAAACUGCGUCAGCCCUCAACCAUUUCCCUGGGCAGUGCGGCUACAGCCCAUCACUGCUUCUCUUCGGGCAGAAGAUGAAGCUUGUCGGCGAGUGCUGGCACGAGGGCAAAGCGGUGAGCUAUCACCCAUGUGUGGCCGAAGAGGGCGAUCCACUGGCACGGCGACUCAAGAUACGUGAGCACUGUCAGCAGUCGCUCAUCAAGACGCGCAGUCAAGAGCUCGUGCGGAGGGCCGUGGCCGCGAGGAGUCGCGGCACUCCGGCGGAGUGGAAGGAAGGCGAACGCGUGUUCUUUUUCCGGCCUUACCGCACGGAGCGUGGACGCCGGGUCAACAAGCCGGAGUGGUGCGGACCUGCUCUGGUGUUCGGGAGGCGCAACGACAACGUUUGGGUUCAGUACGGCGGCAAACCGUUUCUGGUUGCGCCAGAACACUUGAGGCCUCUGAGCCCAGAGGAGCAACACCUGGCGGAGGAUGCCGACCUCGCCCGGUCUCUGGACGAGAUUCGACAGGCUAUGAGCCGCGAAGAGUUUGAAGACCUCACUGGCCUGAAUGCCGGACCGGAUGAAUUAGCGGCCGCGGACGGACUCGUUCAGGGGGAAGCCUCCGAGCAGGAGCGGGAAGGCCCUGGGGACGGGGGAGUGGUCGAGGUAGACCCUCCUGCGCCCGGGGGCACCCCCAGGGAGGAGGCCCGAGACGAGGCCCAAGGCAGCGGACUGCCUCGGGGCGUGCCGCGCGAACUGGAACGCUUCAUCACCAUGCCAGGCUGGCAUGUGAGUGAUCGGGGCUGCCCGGUGAGGAGCCUCGGUGAGGCCUGGGCCAGAGUUACGCUGGACGCGCGAUUCCCGCUCGAGAAAUGGCCGCUCAGGACGACUUACGAGAAACACGGCGGCGAGUGGCGCUGCACAGAGCAUCGGGUUCGGUGGGCCCAGCUGACGAACCCGAGGGAGCUAUUGCGGCCGGCAGCAGAUCGCAUGCUCGUGGUGUUCGAAGAAGAGAAAAAGCGCCAGCGAGAGCCGACGCUCGCGACAGUCGAAGGACCCGCCGCGGUGCGGCGGACAGGCGAGGCCCCGAGUGGGGCCAGUUACCAGGCUCACCAGGUGAUGACGGCGUAUCACCGCGGGACGGGGUCCGCACUGCUGGACCGAAAGACUCAAGAUCGCGAGCUUAAGUGGGACGAAAUAGCGCCUAAGGAUCAUGAGGCGUUCCAGGCCGCUGUGGAGAAGGAGUGGGAUUCCUGGCUCCGCUACAAGUGCGUGUCGGUGCUGGAGCCAGAGGCCUCACAGGAAGUGUUGCGGACAGUGGACCGGAGUCGGAUCCUCGGGAGCGACAUGAAGCUCAAAGACAAAAAUGCCGCCCUAAGGACGCCCGAAAAUGAUCUGCCGCUCAAGGCUAAAGCACGGUUGUGCGUGCAGGGCCAGCACGAUCCCGACGCGAAGCUCGGAACAGUCAAGACGGACGCUCCCACGGUGCAGCGAUCUGGGUUCCACGCCUUCCUGCAGCUAUCGGCGAACUUGGGGUGGCUAUCUCAGUUGGCCAUCGGUAUGCUCAUUGUGCACGUGGACGAUUGCAUGUUAGCCCACGACGGCAGCGCCGAGAUGCGUGCCAAGGAGGCGAGGCUGCGCGAACGUUUUCCUUUCGGGUCUUGGACGGUGGUCGCGCAGCAGGCCGAGGGAGAUGUGUACACCGGUCGUCGGAUCAGAGUGGACGGGUCAUGCGUCGAAGUGGGAAUGCCAGAGUUUGUCGAAGGGAGACUUGAGGAGGUGAAGGUCGACCGUCAGGCAAAAGGUGAGGACCCAGUGAGCCCCCUCGCGAAGGCUGAGUUUCAGUCAGCGACGGGGUCGCUCCACUGGCUGGCAAGCCAGUACCGUCUCGACAAAGCCUACGAGACAAACCGGUUUCAGAAAUUGCAAAAGGCGCCCACCUGGUCCGACGCGAGAGAACUCAACAAGUGUAUUCGAGACGUGAAAGCCAGCGGAGGCGCUCGGCUUCGGAUCGCUCCCAUUAAAGGGAGGAUGGGCGUUGGCUGUUGGCACGACUCGUCCCUGUAUGGGAAUGUGAGCGAGCUCAUUGAGGGAGACGAGGACCUCAAACGGUUCGAUCGCCAUAAGGUGAGGUCCCAAGCCGGCGUGGUGGUGGCUGCCAUCGACCUCGACUGCUUGGAGCAGGACGAGCUGCCGAUAUCAAUCCUGGACUGGCGAAGCCGAGCCAGUCAUCGGGUGGUGACGUCGACGUUCUCGGCGGAGACGGCGGCGUGCCUAGAGGGCCACGGGAUGGCCUACUACAUGCGGGCGUUGCUGUGUGAGGCAACCUACGGUUGGAGCGGUACUCCUGUCGUGGAGUACGGCCGUGCGGACGCGAUGGAUCGCGGCGCGAGUGGUGCCGGCUCCGACGCGGGGCAUCGCAGCGGCCGCCGAGGCAAAGAGGCCCCGCGGCGCGGGGAGGAGCCGACGGCUCAGACCACGCGGAGCCGCAGCCGCGGUAAAGGAGAAGAACCCCCGCGGCGCGGGGAAGAGCGGCGGCGCUCGCCGGCGGAGCCAGCGGAGCCGGCGGAGCCAGCGAGGGUCGAGCGAAGGGCGACGCCCCCGAAACGCACGGGGUGCGGAGACGGUGGCGGCCCAGUGUGCUUCACCCGGCGCCACCUGGGGGGUGACGGGGAGAGUAUCGAAUCCUACCCGUCGGAGCACGCGGCGCUGAAGACGGCUGACCAUUUGAUGGUCUUCACGCAGCUGGAGGUGGACCAGCUGCCGAACUCGGAGUGGAGCCUAUGGGUGUCUAACUUUCUCAGGGUGGCGUACCCUGGGGCACUGGUGCCCGGCAAGGACAGCGCCGAGGAGUUAGCGUACCGCUGGAACAACGUGGUGCACCAGGACGGCUUGAAGUACAAGCGCUGGACACUGGUGAUGGACCUGCUCAAGACUUACCCGCUGGCAGCGACGUACUGGCAGGCGGCGGCGCAGCGGAGACUGAUGGUCAGCAUCCCGCCGCCAGCUGCAAGCGCACGGGAUGCAAGCGCCAGAGACUCAGACUCGGAUUCGGAGUACAGUUCGGACGAAAAGCGUGCCGCGCCAGAGGUCGGCGCGAAGGCACGGGCCGAGGUUGAGCACGACGAAAGGUCCUGCUCGGCGCGGCGCGCCAGGGCGGAGGAAGACUCGGAGGGCGACGACGGGUCGUCAGGCCGACGCUCUCGCCGACCGCCUCGCGCCCGGAGCCCGUCGCCGGAGGCGCACGUCGAGGAGCACAAGGGCGGCAAAGGCUCGAAGGGUGACAAGGGUAAGAAAGGCAAGGGCUCGAAGGGCUCGAAGGGCGAGAAGGGCAAGGGCACCAAGGGCGGCAAGUCUAAGAAGGGGCCUCUGCCGGGGUCGAUUCCCAGCGAAGUUCUCAACCCGAACAUCUGCCGGCUCUGCUUCAAGGAGGGGCACUGGGGCAACCAGUGCCCGGUGUACUACCAGGACGGGACGCCGAAGGAGGGACCGGCGCCCUGGGGGAAGCCGGCCGAAGCGCCAGACACGACGGCUCCGAAGUGA
Messenger RNA from Prorocentrum cordatum, 7721 nucleotides. The record is from the annotation of a GenBank genome assembly. NCBI's taxonomy places the organism in Eukaryota, Dinophyceae, Prorocentrales, Prorocentraceae.